ACAUGUCCCAGAACGCACUGCGGCAUUUGAGCUGUGUGUAUGUGAUGCAGAGAGAGAGAGAGGAAGAUUUAGGAAUUCGUCUGCAGACUUGGGGCUGCGCUGUUACUAAAAUAAUGGCCUAGCCUGUCCAGCUAGCUGCUAGUGUUUCCUCGUGCAUCUGUGUGUGCUCUGGGUUAUGAGCAGCUGUAAGACGCCGCACUACAAGCGAUACUCUGGAGGAGCAGCAGCAGCCACCACAGCAGUCAUUCCCAGCAGCCCCACCAACCCCCCAGCUGACUCUAGCAGCGUGAGCAAGAUGGAGGCCUCAUUUGUCCCUAAAGAAGGCACCUACAAGCAGCACAGAAGAACCCCCUCUUCCUCCAGCACUCUUACCUACUCUCCCCGCGAUGACGAUGAUGGAAUGCCUCCCAUCGGUACUCCUCGGAGGUCAGAUUCAGCCAUCUCUGUCCGAUCUCUCCAUUCCGAGUCCAACAUGUCUCUGCGCUCCACUUUCUCUCUGCACGAAGAAGAGGAGGACACGGAGCCCCAGGUUUUUGCUGAACAGCCGUCAGUAAAACUGUGCUGCCAGCUGUGCUGCAACGUCUUCAAGGACCCCGUCAUCACCACAUGUGGGCACACCUUCUGCAGACGAUGUGCCUUGACUUCAGACAAGUGCCCAGUGGAUGCGGCUAAGCUAACGGUUGUUGUGAACAACAUUGCGGUAGCCGAGCAGAUUGGAGAGCUGUUCAUUCACUGUAAAUACGGCUGCAGGGCCACAGCUAGCGCUGCAGGUGGGGCUGCCGCCUCCAACUCCACGGUGGCCGGGAAACCUGGAGCAUAUGAGGUGGACCCGCUGGGCUGUCCGUUCACCAUCAAACUGUCCGCACGCAAAGAACAUGAGGCCAGUUGUGACUACAGGCCGGUCCGCUGCCCCAACAACCCCUCCUGCCCCCCGCUGCUCACCAUGAACCUGGAGGCUCACCUCAAAGAAUGUGAGCACAUCAAAUGUCCACACUCCAAAUAUGGCUGUACGUUCAUUGGUAACCAGGACACAUAUGAAACACACCUGGAAGUGUGUAAAUUUGAGGGUUUGAAGGAGUUUCUGCAGCAGACUGAUGACAGGUUCCAUGAGAUGCAGCUGACUCUGGCCCAGAAGGACCAAGACAUUGCUUUCCUGCGCUCCAUGUUGGGCAAACUAUCAGAAAAGUUAGAUCAGCUCGAGAAGAACCUGGAGCUCAAAUUUGAUGUGUUGGAUGAGAACCAGAGUAAGCUGAGUGAGGACCUGAUGGAAUUUCGCAGAGACGCCUCCAUGCUUAAUGAUGAGUUGUCCCACAUCAACGCCAGGCUCAACAUGGGGAUCCUGGGCUCAUACGACCCCCAGCAGAUCUUCAAGUGCAAGGGGACAUUUGUUGGCCACCAGGGUCCCGUUUGGUGUCUGUGCGUCUACUCCACUGGAGACCUGCUCUUUUCUGGCUCUUCAGAUAAGACCAUCAAGGUAUGGGACACCUGCACAACCUACAAGUGUCAGAAAACCCUAGAGGGUCAUGAUGGCAUUGUACUGGCACUGUGUAUCCAGGGAAACAAGCUAUACAGUGGCUCUGCAGACUGCACCAUCAUCGUGUGGGACAUCCAGACCCUGCAGAAAGUCAAUACUAUCCGUGCCCAUGACAACCCUGUAUGCACACUGGUCUCCUCCCACAACAUGUUGUUCAGCGGCUCCCUAAAGGCCAUUAAGGUGUGGGACAUCGUUGGUACGGAGCUAAAGCUGAAGAAGGAGCUGACCGGUCUGAAUCACUGGGUUAGAGCACUGGUGGCCUCCCAGAACCACCUUUAUAGUGGCUCCUAUCAGACCAUCAAGGUGUGGGACAUUGAGUCUAAAGAGCAGGUGCGGACCCUGACAGGUCAUGUGGGAACAGUUUAUGCUCUUGCUGUCAUCUCCACCCCUGACCAGACCAAAGUGUUCAGCGCCUCCUACGACCGCUCACUCAGGGUGUGGAGCAUGGACAACAUGAUCUGUACCCAGACCCUGCUGAGACACCAGGGCAGUGUAACAGCUCUAGCUGUCUCCAGAGGGCGCCUCUUCUCUGGAGCUGUGGACAGCACUGUCAAGGUGUGGACAUGCUAAGCAAACAGUCUGCUUGGCUCCAGUCGACUUCACACUCCAACGGUAACCUUUUCACGCGAUUUCCUCCUCUGCACCCGUUUCUUUGGUUGUGAUUUGCCGGCCACAGACCGAUAAUAACCGCCACUUCACAGUCAAGCUGCAUCGGAACUAUUUUACUAAGUGUUGCUUUUAAAACUUCAAACAAACAGUCCGACACAUGGACCCGACCGUCAGUGUCGAGGGUCACGCUCCUCAGUGACCUCAUCAUCAGUGCAUUACUGGGCAAAAUAAGACGAGCUGCCUUACAGUUGCACCCCACUGCACCUGCAUCAAACCCGAGAGCGACUGGACGCUGCAUCCCCGUAGUCAGAGCAGGAAGACGGUCCGGCCUGCUUCCUGUGGACAACCUGCCAUUAUGAACUGUACUGAUGCCUAAUGCAUACUGUUCAAAUAAGUGUAAGGGCUGGUUUCACAAAUAUGGAGAGACACCACUCUUGCUCCAAAUGUUAUCCCAUAAUGCACCAGAUCAAAGUAAAGAAAUAGAUUAUUUUAUGCAAA
This is a messenger RNA of Morone saxatilis (striped sea-bass), 2641 nucleotides long. RefSeq names its product TNF receptor-associated factor 7 (gene traf7). Lineage: Eukaryota; Metazoa; Chordata; Actinopteri; Moronidae. Gene Ontology annotation, biological process: Notch signaling pathway; ribosomal large subunit assembly. The record is from RefSeq and is a predicted model, not a curated record. Gene Ontology annotation, cellular component: nucleolus. Gene Ontology annotation, molecular function: zinc ion binding; protein binding.